AUCAUGUCCUCGCUGCGUCGCUGCGCUUUGACGGCGCGCUCAACGUGGACAUCACGGGGUUCCAGGCGAACCUGGUGCCGUACCCGCGCAUGCAUUUCAUGCUCUCGAGCUACGCGCCAGUGAUCUCUGCAGAGAAGGCGUGCCGCGAGCAACUAUCUGUGGCCGGAAUCACAAUAUCCGUUUUCGAGCCCGCGGCCAUGUUUGUCAAAGAUUUACAAGCCAAGCAACACAGAGCAUACGACUGGGUGAAGAAAGGGAGCCCCGCCGAGACCCGGGGCACCAUGAAGAGACGGGACGGCACCGCCACUGCGAACAUCCCCGAGCAGCUCACGAUGGUCGCCGACGCUUUGCGACCCAUUCUCGAGCGCUUCAAGCACAGGGAGCCCUCGGUGGACACCUUCAUGGAGUAUUUUGGGCCUCACAUGCGGACGCACCCGUGGAGGACGGAGAGGAUCACAGGACACCAGUUGGUGAAGGUCGUGGCGGCUCUGCCCAACUCUUCUAGCGGCCUGGAUUCUUGGACGGCGGAGGAGCUGAAGGUCUGGGCUCGGUGGCACCCGCGUCUCCUUGAUCAGCUGGCGUCUGUUUUCGAUGCAAUCGAGGCCGGGGCUCCGUGGCCCUGCGCGGUCACGCAGGGGUACAUUGCUUUGUUCCCGAAGGACGCGAAGGACGCGGAGCCUGAGCCGACAGCCCUGCGGCCCAUAGCUGUGCUCAGUAUCCUGUACUGGUUAUGGGCGAAGCUACGUUUCAAUGGUGCCAUGGAUUCUUGGCAGGAGCACCGGGUGCCUGCUGUCAUCCCGCGCGCUUACGGUGACGACAUGUCGGCGACGAGCAAGGCGCGGGGCGGGGCGAGGCUUUUCCAGAACGUCCAGCAGAUGCACGAGAUCACCCGCGAGUGCGAGAGGCGGUCUGCCGGUCAGGUGUCGGCGGAGAAGAGCUUCACCUUCGGCGAUGAGUGCCUUCGCGGCACCCUGAAUGGUGUCGACGGCCAUCAGGGUACCCUCCGGCUUGUGGGCGGGUCCGUGGCGGUCCGGGCGGAGGCUGAGACGUGGGCGCAGUUGGGGGCGAAUCGCGUGGACACGUACACGGCGACGGUGCAGCGCGUCCGUCGUGUACCCGAAGGUUCCUACGGCAGGGUCCGGAUGCUCAGGACCACAGCGACGCAGGCGACAUUUGGCCAGGGGUCUCACCGCGUGCCUGGUACCCCGGUUGCUUUGCAGAGGCUGCGCACGGAGCUGCUCGUGGCGGCAUGGGAUUUGGAUAAGUGCUCCAGCUGCGUGCUGAUCUCGCUCGCAAAUCUGAUGCCAGUCACCCUGGACCCGGGCACAGACGGCCCGGUGGCUCGCCUGCGCCAGGUCAUGGAGUUCGCCGAGCUCCGGCCUUUCGUCGAGCAGAUGGUGCACCAGGCGGAGCUGGACGUGGACGCGUGGUGCCGUGGCUUGAGGGAUGCGUGGCGUCGGAGGCUCUGGCGCCAGCUUCUGGGCGGGCGCGCCUCGUGCCGGGGGGUCGAGCGUGGGAUCGACCGCGAGAAGGUCACGAGCUACUUGCAGACGCAAGCCGACAGGCUCCAGUGCCAGCAAGACAGCGGCGACCUGAAGGACGUGCCGUCGUCGUCCGACGACCCGCGGGCGAAGCUUGGCGUGCUUCGGCGCCUCAUGGCGGGUUCCUUGCUCACGAGUGACAGGCUGGCCCGCAGUGCGGUCGCGGCGGCAGGCGUAAUGUGCCCCUGUGGCCUCGGCAGAGAGACCAUCGUCCACGUUUCCUGGGCGCGCCCGCAGCAGAGCACUUGGCGGGCGCCGGCUUUGGCCGCCUUGGGCGGGCCGUGCACCGACCAGCCCAUGUGCUUCCAGUGCGCGACCGUCGUGCCAGAGGCGUACGCGCUGACCACGGCGCAGGUGGUUGAGAUCCAGAGAUCGCUGGUGGACGUGUGGCAACAUCGCGCCCACGCCUGGCACGAGGGCGACGCGGCGGAGGAGCCUGGCCCGGGGCCUGCGCCGCCGGGCGCUGGAGGGCGGCGACGGCUGACACGGAAGGCGGGGCGGCAGAAGAUCACGCGCAAGGCUUGUCCGCAGAAGGAUUUGCCUCAAUCGCAGUGGCUUUCUCAGCUUGGUUUGCGGCGGAGCUCCGUGCGCUUGCAGGGCGUCGAGAAAGAGCUUCAGAAAUGCAGCGCCGGCAAGCGCGCGCUGAAAUUGGCUGGCAAGCUCGGGGAGGUGCCUUUCGCGGAGGACGAGCGCCGCUCGUGCUGGAAGGACAGGGCCAGCAAUUUUGCCCGCGCCAGGUGCGGCGGGAAUGCGCAGGAAGGCGAUUGGUGUCCAACUGGUUUCGCGGUCGGCAUCGCCCACCAGCCGCCCGCCGCGGUACCUGAUGGUGAUUUGUCGACUUCGGCUGAGGUGAUGCGUGCGUGCUGCGUCGAGGAGGCGUUCUCCCGCGUCGACUACAUGUUCGACCCCGUGUACUCCAAGCGCGCGUUUGUGCGCUGGUACGUCGGCGGGGGCGUGGGGGCGAGUUCUCAGAGGUGGGAGAUCGCGGCGUCGAUCGUGGCGUUGCAUGCGAAUUCGGGCUCGAGGGUGCACGAUCGCCGCGUCAGGAACACUGCUGCGAGCAAGCAGUUUUCUCCAUCUACAUCUCUCCGAGCCGCGAUGGAGAGGCGCCAGUUUGGGGGUCCUAGUGCCCGCGCGUUCGAGCCCGUCAAGCUGUGGGAUCGCGCGUGCAGGAGCCUGUCGGGGAAGUUCGUGCUCUGGAAGCGGGUGUUACUGGGCCCAGGCCUUGUGAUUAUGGCAACCGUCAGGGCGGCGGCUGCUGGCGCAGUUUCGCGGGGGGCCCCCGUGGCUGCCGGUCCCGCGGGGAUUAUCGCGGGCCCCGCCGCCGGCUGCGCCGGGCCAGCAAGGCAGCUGGGCGACGGCAGGGCCCGCGGCAGAAGGGGCGCCUGGGCCCGCGGCAGGGCCCGCGGCAGGGUCCCGCGGUCGGUGGUCUGA
Messenger RNA from Prorocentrum cordatum, 2975 nucleotides. The record is from the annotation of a GenBank genome assembly. Lineage: Eukaryota; Dinophyceae; Prorocentrales; Prorocentraceae.